Messenger RNA from Saccostrea cuccullata (small rock oyster), 2109 nucleotides. RefSeq lists its product as uncharacterized. Gene Ontology annotation, molecular function: zinc ion binding. The record is from RefSeq and is a predicted model, not a curated record. Bases 88 to 2109 code for a protein of 673 amino acids. Lineage: Eukaryota; Metazoa; Mollusca; Bivalvia; Ostreida; Ostreidae. The transcript has 3 exons.
UUUAGAGGUGCUAUUAUAUAGAAUCGGAAGACGUUCCCAAUUCUUGCUUAGUACGUGAAACGGUGACUAUAGUUAUAAACAAUACAAAUGGCUCUUGGAUUAGACCCAGGGGGACGUGCACGCUUUGCCAAAAUAUUGAUGGCGAUCAUCGAUGAACUGACACAGGUGUAUAGAGAUCUACUGCAGCAACAUGUUCCAGCAAGUCGGGUUUUCAAUAAAGUUAAAGCAUUAAAAGAUGUUUUCGAAAAGCUAAAAAAAGAUCAAAUUUUAAUUUUAAAAGACGCUUCUACAAAGGGAUACGUGGAUUUUGACAUUACAUUGAUGUACACACUACUGAGGAACAUUUGCACAAAUAUUCCACCGCCGACAAAAGGAUGGGGAAUCUCGGAUUUUCCUGAAACUGGAGAAGUAGGAUUGGGCGAUGAUAUAGAAAGAAUAAGAUUAAUCCGAAACAAAAUGUAUGGCCAUGUCAGUUCUACUUCCAUUUCGAAACAGUUAUUUGAAGAAUACUGGAAAAUGGUAUCUGACAUAUGCCAAAGGUUUCAGUCAAGGAUAGGUGGAUCAUAUACUAACGAUCUACAGAAUAUAUUUGAAGGGACAAUUGAUGAAGAACAGGAAAAUCAAUACAUUGAAAAAAUAAAAGCCGACAGCGAAAAGGAUAAAUCAGUCCUGGAAAUGUUAUCUUCCUUACAAUCAGAUACGAAGGAAAUUAAGUCAAGGUUGGAUAUUAAGGAAACGAAGAAAAAGUCGAAAUGCUCUAAAACGACAGGGCCUUAUAGAUCAGCAAUUAAAGUCAAUAUCCGACCAAGAAUAAACACAACAAAAACAAAACGAAAAGCUGACAAAAGUAUGGACAUCCUUAAAAGAACGCUGAAUAAGAUGGUGGAAUACAUUAACGAAAAGACAAAAGAGGGAGACAUUUCCAAGGUCGAAGAUUGUAUAACACAGUUUUUGGAAUAUUCAUCAAGCAAAGGGGAUAUUGUCUUCGUUGAAGAGUCACUAGAAUCAUUCGAAAAGAAGCUCAGAUCGGCCUUUAAACAUCAAGAGAAAGUUCGAAUGGCAAUUAUGAAGAGGUUUUUCUCUUUCGUCAUUAACCUUCGGGAGAAAUACAAGGCGAAAUUUGAGGUCAAUGAUGGAUGCCUUUUGAUUACCUUCUAUUUUGAAUCUUUACAAGGAUUUGAGAAAUUUACUGACGACUUAAGGAUUGGAAUAAUUCAAGAGGAGUUGAGAAAGGUUGUUCAGUAUGACCUAUUUCUGUGGAUAUUCAAGCUGAAAAAAGAUGAUGUCAUUGUAGAGCUUGAUGAAUUUGCUGAUAUUGGAGCUGACGACGUAGAAAUAGAAGAAACAAGAAAAUUGGCUAAAACUUGUACUGAAUGCCACAAAAUGACGCACACCACAUGCCCAGAGUGUGAAGUUGGAUUCUGUGAAAAAUGUUGGACAACACAUUGUCAUGUCCAUGAAUUUGAGAAAAUUAAACAACAACCAGCAUCAGCAUUUCCAGUACGAUGUACAAAACAUGAACAUAGUACCAAUACCAAAUUUUGUAAGACGUGUAAUACGUACAUGUGCGAGUUAUGCCCUACUGAAAGUCACUCUUUGCAUGAUACCAUAAACUUAAUAAAAUAUCAGCCGAUGGAAGCUGAAAUGAAAGCUGGAACCAAAGGGGUUCAUGUUGCAAUUACAAAUAUAUAUGAAAGUAUUUAUUUAAACAUGAAAAGGAAGAGAGAAGAACUCCCAAAGCAAUACAAACUCCUUAAAGAUAAAAUUAAACUUGAAGGGAAGAAACUGCAUGAAAAAGUCGACGAGGCUGUAAAAGUGCACAUUGACAUGUUAGAAGACAUGCAAAUUAAACACUGGAAUACUCUAGAAAACAGCAUUCAAAAGAUGAAAGACGCUUUAGAUGAUGUAUCAAAAAUGGUUGCAAAUUAUGAGGAAAUUUUGAGAAAAGGACCAGUUCAAGAUAUAGAAACAAAUAUGGAAAGCUUUAAAAUUAUUCCGCAAUGGUCUGAUUUUACGCUUCCUGUUUUCAAACCACGUGAUGUAGAGGAAAAGGUUGUUUUUGAGUGGAUGGGUGAUUUAAUUCCCGGAGAUUCAAGAGUUAAUUCUUGA